AUAGACCGCCAAAAUGCGCAUUCUCAGUAUUUUUUAGCCGGUCUACAGCACUCGUGGUGGUUUUAGGUUAGGUUUAAAUUUUACCGCUUAGUUCGUUUAUUAUUUUACGAAAUAUCUCAGAAAAAAUGUCGAAGCCACCAUUUAAAGUCGCCGAUUUGAAACUAGCCGACUGGGGCCGCAAAGAAAUUUCCCUCGCCGAGAACGAGAUGCCCGGUCUCAUGAGUCUCCGCAAACACUACGGCCCCAAGAAGCCCCUCAAAGGGGCAAAAAUCGCCGGUUGUCUCCACAUGACCAUCCAAACGGCCGUUCUUAUCGAAACGUUGCGUGAGUUGGGUGCCGAGGUUCAAUGGUCAAGUUGCAACAUAUUUAGUACGCAAGAUCACGCCGCUGCUGCUAUUGCUAAGACAGGGGUACCCGUGUAUGCCUGGAAGGGGGAGACCGAUGAGGAAUACAUGUGGUGUAUAGAACAGACGCUCCUUUUCCCCGAUGGAAAACCGUUUAAUAUGAUUUUGGAUGACGGGGGCGACCUUACGAAUCUGGUCCAUCAAAAGUAUCCCCAAUAUUUGAAGGAUUGUAAAGGGAUUAGUGAGGAGACCACCACUGGGGUUCACAAUUUGUACAAAAUGUUCAACGCGGGGACAUUGAAGGUGCCGGCGAUUAACGUCAACGAUUCGGUUACAAAAAGUAAAUUCGACAACUUAUACGGUUGCCGAGAAUCCCUAAUCGACGGAAUCAAGCGCGCCACUGACGUGAUGUUGGCCGGCAAAGUGUGCGUAGUGGCGGGCUACGGGGACGUGGGCAAAGGCUGCGCCCAGUCGUUGCGAGCGUUUGGGGGCCGCGUCAUAAUCACCGAAGUCGACCCUAUCAUAGCCCUUCAAGCCGCCAUGGAGGGCUACGAGGUGACCACCAUGGACGAGGCGAGCAAAGAGGGCCAGAUUUUUGUCACUACGACCGGCUGCAAGGAUAUUAUCCUCGGCAACCACUUCCUCAACAUGCGAAAUGAUAGUAUCGUGUGUAACAUCGGGCAUUUUGAUUGCGAGAUUGAUGUGAGUUGGUUGGAGAAGAAUGCGAAAAGCAAGACGAAUAUCAAGCCACAAGUCGAUCGCUAUUUGUUGUCAAAUGGCAAUCAUGUGAUUGUUUUGGCCGAGGGGAGGUUGGUCAAUCUGGGGUGUGCGACAGGACAUCCCAGUUUCGUCAUGUCGAAUUCGUUUACGAAUCAGUGUUUGGCUCAGAUUGAGCUGUGGACGAAACCGGGGCAAUACUCGGUGGGGGUUCAUAUGUUGCCAAAGAUUCUGGAUGAGGAAGUGGCAAGGUUGCAUUUGGAUCACUUGGGGGUUAAAUUGACGAAGCUAACGCCAGAGCAAUCAAAGUAUUUGGGGGUGCCGGUGAACGGGCCGUAUAAACCCGAUCAUUACAGAUAUUGAGCUAGGAUUGUUUUCUGUACUUAUUUUUGUGUAUAAUAAUAAAUUCAUUAAAAGAAUAAAUACAAUUUUUUGAGUGCAA
Messenger RNA from Tribolium madens (black flour beetle), 1503 nucleotides. Its product is annotated as adenosylhomocysteinase. NCBI's taxonomy places the organism in Eukaryota, Metazoa, Arthropoda, Insecta, Coleoptera, Tenebrionidae. Gene Ontology annotation, biological process: L-methionine cycle. The record is from RefSeq and is a predicted model, not a curated record. The transcript is spliced from 4 exons. Gene Ontology annotation, cellular component: cytosol. Gene Ontology annotation, molecular function: adenosylhomocysteinase activity. The coding region runs from base 126 to 1424 and encodes 432 amino acids.